AUGGCCCUGUCGGUGCACACCAUUACCAUGCUCUUGGCACUUGCCAAGACAAAGUCAACGCGCGACAUGUUGAUGUGCAUGUACGUGUACCAAUACGUCGAGCCUCCACUCCUCCCAAGGGUAGUAUUUUCCCUUGACAGCUAUGCCCACGCAAACGCGCUCCUUGACUUUCGGUUCGACGUGGUUGGAAUCAAACGACUUGGCUACCUGCUCCGGGUGGGCACAAACGAAUCCAUUGCCUCAACUACCAAGCCGUCGCUGCCCCAGAUGGCAUUUGUAAUUACUUUUGGGGACCAACUGAGGGUCGACGCCACGACUCAGCGAUGCUCGCGCACAGUGGCCUCUUACAAGCGACUUCAAGCCAUCCGGCAAUGUUUGCCUCAAAAUACAUCUACGGCGACCCAGCAUAUGGAGUAA
This is a messenger RNA of Aphanomyces astaci, 417 nucleotides long. RefSeq lists its product as hypothetical. The transcript has 2 exons. The record is from RefSeq and is a predicted model, not a curated record. Lineage: Eukaryota; Oomycota; Saprolegniomycetes; Saprolegniales; Verrucalvaceae. Bases 1 to 417 code for a protein of 138 amino acids.